Messenger RNA from Exserohilum turcica Et28A, 698 nucleotides. RefSeq lists its product as uncharacterized. The transcript has a single exon. Gene Ontology annotation, molecular function: exonuclease activity; nucleic acid binding. Gene Ontology annotation, cellular component: nucleus. The record is from RefSeq and is a predicted model, not a curated record. The coding region runs from base 1 to 642 and encodes 213 amino acids. Lineage: Eukaryota; Fungi; Ascomycota; Dothideomycetes; Pleosporales; Pleosporaceae.
AUGGACGAGAUCGACAUAAUACCAGGGCCUGAAACCCCAAAAGAAAUAGGGCCGCAUCUGGAACUUCUCACCAAAAAAAUCGCUAUCGUCUGCGAAAUGAUGCAGUCCAAUAUCGGCCAAGUCCUUGGACGCGUUUCUGUCGUCAACUAUGACGGCAAAACCAUAUUUGACAGCUUCAUAUGCUACCCCGAGCCGGUCAACAUCACAAACACUGAUGAACGGUUUUCUGGGAUUCGCUGGGCCGACAUCGAUCCGCAGAAUGGCGCCAGGCCUUUUUCCGAAGUCCGGGCUCAACUAAGCGAGCUUCUUCGUGACAGGGUUGUGAUCGGCCACGAUAUUGAAAAGGAUUUGAGGGUCAUCACUUUGGAUUUGGCUGCUCGCAUCUUGCAGCUUCAAGGCGUUGCUCGUUCAGCCACUCGUCUCAAGUUCGACAUAUCUGUCCGCGAUACACAAAAGUAUAGUGGGUACCGCAAAUACGCCAAUCCCGGUGCCCACCAGGGCCCUAAUCUCAAAAAUCUAGCGCUGGGGGUUUUGGGCCGCUCAAUCAAGCAGGGUCCUGUGUCGAGUGUAGAAGAUGCUAUUGCAACUAUGGAAAUAUAUCGCAAGGCAGAGGUGGAGAUUGAUCGGGAACAAGAGCGGUAGGAUGAUGGCUCCUGAAAAACUUACGGGAAUAGACUUGCACACAUAAUGUGAUUCAU